Molecule: messenger RNA, 462 nt
Organism: Lathyrus oleraceus (garden pea)
Lineage: Eukaryota; Viridiplantae; Streptophyta; Magnoliopsida; Fabales; Fabaceae
Exons: 1
Coding region: 1-462 (153 amino acids)
Source: RefSeq, a predicted model, not a curated record
AUGAAGAGCCAUUUGAAACCCCUUUUCAUCACCGGAAAAGUCGAAAACAUCCCAGUUAACAAAAUACUGGUAGAUUAUGGGGCGACUGUGAAUCUGAUGCCCCAUCGCAUGUUGGCGAAAAUUGGCAAAUAUGACACUGAUGCCAAACCUCAUAAUAUGGUGUUGACCAAUUAUGAAGGAAAAGUAGGCUCCACCCUGGGGGCUAUCCAAGUUGAAUUAACCAUAGGAACGGUUACUAGGCCCACAAUGUUCAUGAUUGUGGAAACUAAGGCAAACUACAACAUGCUGUUGGGAAGAGAAUGGAUUCAUGGAGUCAGAGCAGUACCGUCUUCGAUGAACCAGAGGAUUAUAAUUUGGCAUCCAGAUGGAAUUGUUGAAAAUAUAGAGACGGAUCAGGGAUAUUUCAAAACCCCUAUUAAUCAUGUCGACAUGCGCCAAUUCGACAAGCACUUAGCUACAUAA